AUAGGAAGCCUACAGCGAGGCCGUCAGGCUCAACAUCGAAGAGAUCAAAGGAACCCUAGCCCUCAAGGACUUCUUCAGGGCUGCAAGAGUGUGAGAAAAGGCAGGUACGCCGGACCAAGGUGGUCACAAUGAAGCUACGCGACGUCCCCGCAUACGCAAUUCUGUCCCAUACUUGGGGUAGAGACGAUGAAGAAGUUACGUUCAAGGAUCUUCAGGAAAAGCCCGAGAAAGCGAAGCUGGAGGCAGGCUAUCAUAAGAUCGAAUUCUGCGGGAGGCAAGCUACUAGCAACGGACUGGGAUACUUUUGGGUCGGCACUCGUUGCAUUGACAAGUCCAACUAUGCCGAACUUGUUGAAGCCAUCAUCUCGAUAUUUCGAUGGGCCACCCGUGGAUGGAUACUUCAGAAACUGAUAGCUGCCGACUCAGUCGAGUUCUUCUCGUCAGACGGCGGCAGGAGAUCUCUAGAACAACAGCUCGUCAAUAUCACGGGAAUCGCUCCUACAGUACUCCGAGGGGGAACCCCUCGACUCUUUCAGCGUCGAGGAACGAAUGGCAUGGGCCGAAAAACGGACAAAAAAGAGGAAGAAGAUAAAACCUAUUCUCGUAUUGGCAUCUUCAACAUCUUUAUAUCACUAAUAUAUUACGAGGGCGUGGAGCACGCAUUGUACCGGCUCAACCAAAAGAUAGAAACGGACGGGGGCAUUAGCAGCUCCCAGUGCCCCCCAGCUGUUGAAGCAUUGAAGUCGACGGUGGAUUGUCGAAAAUUAAUACAGGACAAGGUCAAGAACAGACUCAACUAACCCGAACUCACAGACCGAGCGGGCGUAGGUCCCUUCUUUGCAAAGUUGACGUUGGCUGAGUAUAAUGAAAAUCUUCGCUUGGUAUGCUC
This is a messenger RNA of Lasiosphaeria miniovina, 889 nucleotides long. RefSeq lists its product as uncharacterized. The transcript is spliced from 2 exons. The coding region runs from base 129 to 800 and encodes 223 amino acids. Lineage: Eukaryota; Fungi; Ascomycota; Sordariomycetes; Sordariales; Lasiosphaeriaceae. The record is from RefSeq and is a predicted model, not a curated record.